Caenorhabditis remanei is the source of this 1743-nucleotide messenger RNA. RefSeq lists its product as uncharacterized. NCBI's taxonomy places the organism in Eukaryota, Metazoa, Nematoda, Chromadorea, Rhabditida, Rhabditidae. The record is from RefSeq and is a predicted model, not a curated record. The transcript is spliced from 4 exons. Bases 1 to 1743 code for a protein of 580 amino acids. Gene Ontology annotation, molecular function: protein binding.
AUGAGUGACGGUGACCCUCCUCUCCGUCUCCUCAGCCUUCCUAACACGCCUCGUCGGAAUAUCAUUCAAUGUAUGGAACAUAUCGAUCAAUUUGCAUUGUCUCUGGUAUCCAAUCGAAGCAAAGAGCUCGUGAAAUCGAUCGAUAUCAAAUGCCAUGCAAUCAAUAUUAAAGUGAACAUCAUAAUUUCAAUUCGAAUCCAAUUUCCACGUGAUACAAUCGAAUGUUCUUUUGAUGAUUAUCAGCGUUCAGUUGAUAAUCCAUCUCCAAACAACAUCAAAGCGAAAGUGUCACUUGGGAAUAGAGAAGGUUUCAUGCAUAAUAAACCAGAAUAUCGAUUCGAGGAGUGGUUGAAUCAUGCACUCGAACUAUAUCACCAAUCUGAACUGGACAGAGUAUCUAUCUUCACACCGUUACCGGAUAUGAAAUCUUUUCGGAAAACGUUCAACAAAGUUCCGACUUUAUUCAUACUUGGAGCAGAUGAUGAACCUAAAAUCAUAGAAUACUACAGGUGUCUUCGUCCGGAGAAAAAUCUGAUCUUCACUGUUGGCAAACUCUGUGUACUUCGCAAUGAAAAUACCGAACUUCUUCACGAAGUGUUCCUUCAAAAUCUCGAUUACAUUCAUGUCGCUUGGAUGAGUCGUUUGACAUUGGAUGAUUUGCUAAUAAUGAACUGCCGAAAACUUGAGAUUUGGUUCCAUUUAGCUAUCAACUAUGAAUCGAUCUUGAAUCGAUUCAUCAAUCACUGGCUGGCUGGAUCCAAUCCGAGAUUACGAUACAUUGAAUUGGAGUGUAAUAUCGUUCGAUUCAUGAAUCAUAUCGACCAAUUUGCAUUGUCUCUGGUAUCCAAUCGAAGCAAAGAGCUCGUGAAAUCGAUCGAUAUCAAAUGCCAUGCAAUCAAUAUUAAAGUGAACAUCAUAAUUUCAAUUCGAAUCCAAUUUCCACGUGAUACAAUCGAAUGUUCUUUUGAUGAUUAUCAGCGUUCAAUGGAUAAUCCAUCUCCAAACAACAUCAAAUCGAAAGUGUCACUUGGGAAUGAAGGAGGUUUCGUGCAUAAUAAACCAGAAUAUCGAUUCGAGGAGUGGUUGAAUCAUGCACUCGAACUAUAUCACCAAUCUGAACUGAACAAAGUAUCUAUCUUCACACCGUUACCGGAUAUGAAAUCUUUUCGGAAAACUUUCAACAAAGUUCCGACUUUAUUCAUACUUGGAGCAGAUGAUGAACCUAAAAUCAUAGAAUACUACAGGUGUCUUCGUCCGGAGAAAAAUCUAAUCUUCACUGUUGGUGAAUUCUUUGUUCAUCGCAAUGAAAAUAGUGAGCUUCUUCACGAAAUUUUCCUUCAUAACCUAGAUUUUAUUUAUAUCGCUUUGAUGGGCCAACUGACCUUGGAUGAUUUGCUAAUAAUGAACAGCCAGAAAAUUGAGAUUUUUUGCCAAUUAGCUAUCAACUAUGAAUCGAUCUUGAAUCGAUUCAUCAAGCACUGGCUGGCUGGAUCCAAUCCGAGAUUACGAUACAUUAAGUUGGAGUGCAUGAAAUGUCGAUUACCUCGAGCAGAAGCAAUAUUAAACGGAAUAAAACAUGAAAUCGUAUCAGAGAAGGAUCCGAAAACACUGAACGCUUUCAAAACUUCUGGAAUUGGAAAAUUGAAAUUUCGAGGUGGUUAUAAUAUCCGCAGAAGAGAUGGAACAGUUGCUACUGUUUCAUUCAACGAGAGGAAUAGUUUCGUGAUGUAUAUUUGGUCAUGA